Molecule: messenger RNA, 1002 nt
Organism: Pipra filicauda (Wire-tailed manakin)
Lineage: Eukaryota; Metazoa; Chordata; Aves; Passeriformes; Pipridae
Product: zinc finger protein 551-like
Exons: 1
Coding region: 1-951 (316 amino acids)
Biological process (GO): regulation of transcription by RNA polymerase II
Cellular component (GO): nucleus
Molecular function (GO): DNA-binding transcription factor activity, RNA polymerase II-specific; RNA polymerase II cis-regulatory region sequence-specific DNA binding
Source: RefSeq, a predicted model, not a curated record
AUGGUCCCUGAUCCGCCUCCCAGCAGGGAGAAGCCCUUCAGGUGCUUGGAAUGUGGGAAGAGCUUCAGGAAGAGCACCAAACUAAUCCGACAGCAGCACAUCCACACUGGGGAACGGCCCUACACGUGUAGGGAAUGUGGGAAGAGCUUCAGGGACAGCUCCACCCUCAUCCGACACCAGCACAUCCACAGUGGGGAACGGCCCUACACGUGUGGGGAGUGUGGGAAGAGCUUCAGGGACAGCUCCCACCUCUGCACCCACCAUCACAUCCACAGUGGGGAACGGCCCUACACAUGUAGGGAAUGUGGGAAGAGCUUCAGGGACAGCUCCACCCUGAUCCGACACCAGCACAUCCACAGUGGGGAAUGGCCCUACACAUGUAGGGAGUGUGGGAAGAGCUGCAGGGACAGCUCCACCCUGAUCCGACACCAUCACAUCCACAGUGGGGAACGGCCCUACACGUGUGGGGAGUGUGGGAAGAGCUUCAGGGACAACUCCACCCUGAUCCGACACCAUCACAUCCACAGUGGGGAACGGCCCUACACGUGUAGGGAAUGUGGGAAGAGCUUCAGGGACAGCUCCACCCUGAUCCGACACCAGCGCAUCCACAGUGGGGAACGGCCCUACACAUGUGGGGAGUGUGGGAAGAGGUUUCAGCGCAGUGGGAAUCUCCUCAGGCAUGAGCAGACACACACGUAUGAGAGGCCCUUCCGCUGCACCGACUGCGGGAAGGGCUUUAAGCGGAACUCCAACCUCAUCAUCCACCAGCGGACGCACAGGGAUGAGAGGCCCUUCCACUGCACCGACUGCGGGAAGGGCUUCAACCGGAACUCCCACCUCAUCACCCACCGACGCAUCCACAGCGGGGAAAGGCCCUACAAGUGUGGGGAGUGUGGGAAGAGCUUCACCCGGAGCUCUAACUUGACCAAACACCAACGGACCCACCAGUAAGGGGAACCCUACGAGUGCCCCGACUGCGGGAAGAGCUUCGGCCGCUGCUUC